Papaver somniferum (opium poppy) is the source of this 924-nucleotide messenger RNA. RefSeq lists its product as uncharacterized. The transcript is spliced from 2 exons. The record is from RefSeq and is a predicted model, not a curated record. Lineage: Eukaryota; Viridiplantae; Streptophyta; Magnoliopsida; Ranunculales; Papaveraceae. Gene Ontology annotation, molecular function: nucleic acid binding; RNA-DNA hybrid ribonuclease activity. Bases 1 to 924 code for a protein of 307 amino acids.
AUGGCAAAUUUUCCUCUAAAUCUGCCUACUUGGGGCUCAGAGGCCUUAGGCCUUCCCCUUGUAAAAACCUUUGGAAGUGUAUUUGGAAAGUGUUCUGAUCCUCAGGAAACUAUUAUGCAUGCUUUGGUCACUUGUCCCUUUGCUAGUAGAGUCUGGUUCAUCUCUGAUUUCAACAUAAACACUCAAUUUUUUCAAAACAAAUCUUUUAUUGACUGGCUUCUUUUCUGGUUAAUUGAUCCUCAAUCUAAACUCUCUGAGGAUGAUCAAUGUCUCUUUGUGGCUAUCUUAUGGUGUCUUUGGACCAGUAGAAACAACUUCAUCUUCCAGAACAUUAAGGAAAACUUCAUUGUUGUCCUAGCUAGAGCUAGAUCUAUGCUCCUCACUAGAAAAAACAGAAAUCCUAGUGUGACUAUCCCUUCUACCGUACAUGUCAGUAUUUGUGAUAAAUGGAUGCCCUCCUCUUUUGGUUGGAUUAAAUGUAAUACUGAUGGUGAAUUUGAUGAUAUCUCUGGAGCAAAUGGUGUAGGGUAUGUGAUGCGAGACUUCUCAAGAAGUGCAACCUUUUGUGCUUCCUUAGUCUUUGAUGUUUGUUCUGCUGAAGAAGCUGAAGCAAGAGUCAUCUGGGAAAUUCUGAAGAAAGCUGUGGAACAACACCUAACUCACAUCAUCAUAGAAAGUGACGCGAAAUCUCUCAUAGACCAAUUUUCAGUUGGGAAUUUUGAUGGGGACUCGCGAACAUAUGCUAUCUUUAAAGACAUUCUAUUUUUUUCUUCCAAGUUAUCUGCUUGUAUCUUUAGUUUCCAACCUCGUUAUUGUAAUUUUGUAGCUCAUGAGAUUGCUCAGUGGGCUAAACAAAACAAUUCUACCAUGUACUGGUCUACACCCCCUGUUUGGAUCCUUCCAACAGUUGAGGAGGACCAUUAG